Andrographis paniculata is the source of this 1827-nucleotide messenger RNA. RefSeq names its product histone deacetylase 9. Gene Ontology annotation, molecular function: histone deacetylase activity. The coding region runs from base 397 to 1692 and encodes 431 amino acids. The record is from RefSeq and is a predicted model, not a curated record. The transcript is spliced from 14 exons. NCBI's taxonomy places the organism in Eukaryota, Viridiplantae, Streptophyta, Magnoliopsida, Lamiales, Acanthaceae.
GGAUAAUUGCUUAAUAAACAGUUUUCCAGUUAACGCGAUUAACUGUAACCAUAAUUAUAUAUCGAACUUCGACCUUCGUCCAUGGCUGCGGGCUUCCGUGCGGCGGCACACCUGACGCGUCGGAUCAACAUUCGCUUGCAAGUGCUGAGGAGGAAUCGAACUCCGGGCAUAGAUGGGGCAGUUGCUUCUACUCUCUAAUCAUAUAUAGCCUACAUAUAUAGCAUCUGUUGAAACCCUAACCCCAAUUAGGGUUUCGAUUCUGGGUUUCGCUUCUCGAUUGCUUGUGGUUUCGUUUCUUUUUGCCCAUGUGAGUGGCCGAAUUUUUAAUCUCCUGAAGGAAUCGCACAAUCAGCGGUCAGUUACUGAUUUGGUUGCGCCGAACCGUCGCUUUCCACAAUGCGCAGCAAGGACAGAAUCUCGUAUUUCUACGACGGGGAUGUGGGGAAUGUAUAUUUCGGACCAAAUCACCCUAUGAAACCUCACCGAUUGUGUAUGACUCACCAUUUGGUUCUCGCGUAUGAUCUCCACAACAAGAUGGAAAUUUACAGGCCUCACAAAGCAUAUCCAGUGGAGUUAGCACAGUUCCAUUCCCCAGAUUAUGUUGAGUUUCUGCAGCGCAUCACUCCCAACACGCAGAAGUUAUUCGCCACUCAGAUGGCAAAAUAUAAUCUUGGAGAAGAUUGUCCAGUCUUUGACAAUCUUUUUGAGUUCUGCCAAAUAUAUGCUGGUGGUACGAUAGAUGCUGCACGGAGAUUGAAUAAUCGGCUCUGUGACAUUGCCAUCAAUUGGGCUGGUGGUUUGCAUCAUGCCAAGAAGUGUGAGGCAUCUGGAUUUUGUUACAUCAAUGACCUAGUUUUGGGAAUUUUGGAGCUUUUGAAGUAUCAUGCUCGUGUCCUGUAUAUUGAUAUUGAUGUGCAUCAUGGUGAUGGGGUUGAAGAAGCCUUUUAUUUCACUGAUAGGGUAAUGACGGUUAGUUUUCACAAGUACGGGGAUUUGUUCUUUCCUGGAACAGGUGACGUAAAGGAUGUGGGUGAAAGAGAAGGCAAAAAUUAUGCCAUUAAUGUCCCUCUGAAAGAUGGUAUAGAUGAUGCCAGCUUUCUACGUCUCUUUAAAACGAUUAUUAUGAAAGUUGUGGAGUGCUAUGCACCGGGAGCUAUUGUCCUCCAGUGUGGAGCAGAUUCACUUGCUGGGGACCGUUUGGGAUGCUUUAAUCUUUCCAUUGAUGGGCAUGCUGCUUGUGUCAAGUUUGUCAAGCAACUCAAUUUGCCUUUGCUGGUAACUGGAGGUGGUGGAUACACUAAAGAGAAUGUUGCCAGGUGUUGGACUGUAGAGACAGGAGUCCUUUUGGAUGCGGAGCUCCCUAAUGAGAUCCCGGAAAACGAUUACAUCAAAUAUUUCGCUCCAGAUUUCUCCUUGAAAUGUCCUAGCGGACUUAUGGAGAAUUUAAAUAGUAAGUCGUACAUUAACACAAUCAGACAGCAAGUAUGCGAAAAUCUUAGUUCCAUUCAACAUGCACCUGGUGUACAAAUGCAAGAGGUUCCACCAGAUUUUUAUAUACCUGAUUUUGACGACGAUGAGCAGAAUCCUGACGAACGGGUAACCCGACAAGUGCAAGACAAGCAAAUCCAGCGGGACGAUGAAUAUUAUGAUAAUGACAACGAUCAUGAUAAUAAUGCUAUGGAUGAAUCCUAGGAAUUUUGGUGGUUUUCUUUUCAUUCAAAACGUUAUUCUGCCUGCUUCAAAUGUGUAUAAAUCUGAUUUUUUUACGAUUCACUACUUGGCUUGUCAAUUGUCAUACGUAAUACCAUAGCAAAAUUUUUAAUUAUA